Molecule: messenger RNA, 573 nt
Organism: Eruca vesicaria subsp. sativa (arugula)
Lineage: Eukaryota; Viridiplantae; Streptophyta; Magnoliopsida; Brassicales; Brassicaceae
Source: the annotation of a GenBank genome assembly
AUGGGUACCUACAGUCCAAAGACGGAGACUUCAAGCACAAGCAACCCUUUGUUGCCUCUCAAAAAACGCAAGAGACCUUUUGAUGACGCAACAGACAAUGUCCUAGUUGAUUCCACGAAAAAGGUUGCACUUUUAGGCAAUUCAAAAUACAAGGGUGUGGUUCAACAUCAAAACGGUCACUGGGGCGCUCAGAUAUACAUAAAGCACAAGAGGAUUUGGCUAGGAACUUUUAAAUCCUCUGUUGAAGCUGCUACAGCUUACGAUAGCGCAUCCAUCAAACUCCGAAGCUUUGAUGAUAAUUCUCAUAGGAACUUCCCUUUGAAUGCUUUCACGGUUUACGAGCCGAACUUUCAAAAAGGUUACACAACGGAAGCUGUGUUGGACAUGAUCAAAGACGGUUCUUACCAACGUAAGUUUGGAGAUUUUCUUAGACAGAAUGUCACUAGUAUUAACAUCUUUGGAUCAAAACAAGUCCAAGGAGGAAGAGAAGAUCAAGAAUCAGACAAGUGUUUAGAGCUUUUUCGGAAGGGAUUUAUUGGAUUAUAUGAUUGUUGGUUUAUUCUGGUACAUUAG